UUGUCUCCCACUUUCUGUUUCACACUAUCUUGGAACUCUGGCUGCCAAAAGCCCAUGACCAUAUGUGGCCCCUUGAAUUGGACCUUAAAAAUUAUAAGACAAAAUUAGCUUUUUUUCUUCAAAGGUUACUCAGCCUCAAAUAUUUCAGUGUAGUAAUAAUAGAGGGAGGACUAUAUAUGGGUUGCGUGUGUGUGUGUGUGUGUGUGUGUGUGUGUGUGUGUGUGUGUGUAACAUUAGACAGAAAAGCAAAAUAUCAGCUUAUCAGAUUCCUGUUAAUUUAGAGUAAUGGUUAAGAUCAGAAAGAAUUAUUAUUCUGACAGUUCUUCUUUGAUGGUGGAUAGGACAACCCAAUAUGCAGAGACGAGUAAGAAGAAAGAAAAGGAAUUUCUCAGUCUGUGUACCGCUGCCCUCCACUUACUGGGGAUGGUGAUACCGUCAGCCCAUCUUGCAGGUUUUUACUCCUAUGUCUUCUUUUGUGUCUAAGAAGUGAAAAUUACCACAGAUUCAGAGAGUCAGAGAUUUCUGAGCUGCAAGGGAUGGAUGAGUACUGAGGUCACCCAGUUGUUUUACAACUUCUGGACUCUAGAAUUCAGAAUGUAUUUAGGUUGCUCAGAGGUAAGGCUGUGAGAGAUCCCCCAGGCUUCCUAGGUUGAGGUUACCAGUUUGUCAAGUGUAACUGUGCAUUAAGACUAAUUUAACGGAAAUGACAUGUGUACUCGUAGAAGGCCUUUGGGUUUCUACCGAAACCUCCUCUGGCUAGCUUUAGAGAAAAUGAGGAAUUUAUUGAAAGGAAGCUGAAGUUUUGCAAACAAUUGCACAAAACUAAAGGAAGAACUGACCAAGCAAGUCUGUGAUGGGAAAGGACCUGCAGGGGUGUGGUGUUACCAGAGUGCUUGGAGCAGAUGUCUCUGUCUCUCUGAUCUAAAUAGGAGACUGUUGUUUCCUUCCACACAGGCCUCAGCAUAAGCAGGAUGUGCUGAAGCAAGCCUCUCCCACCAGGGCAUCCCCCAAAACACCAUCCUCUUACCCAAAUUUUUUUUGGCCUGGGGUGGAGCCAGGACUUGUGCAUUUAUCUUAAAAGAUCUGGUGUUAUUCAGAUACAGGGCUAAAACAAAGGCUCUUGGUCUUCUGCACUGACAGAGGAUGUUCUGUUUUAACCAGGUUGGCUAAAAAAAAGAUGUCUCAAUGGAUUAAGGAUAAUGAAUCUAGCAAAGAUGAAUAUUUGUAGGCCAGUGCAUAGAAGACAUUCACAAGAAUUCUCCUAGAUUAUGUGCUUAGUAGAUGUUCUGGAGAUAUAUAUAUUCUUCAAUUCUCAUAGAGUUGUUAGCAAUAUCCAUACUCUCCAAACGAGUUAGCUGAGGCUGGGGGAUUACGUGACUUCCCAAAGUUUAGGCUUACGAUUUAUUAGAUUUUGGUCACCACUCUCAGCAAACACAACUAUUGCGAUACCCAAUAGAAUUCUGACCCAUUCUUUCUGGUUGGUGCCCAUGAAGGACUAUGCAGGGACUUUGGCAAGAAUUCUCUGCCUGCACGGAGGCUAAUACUAGGUGUACAGGUUUCCACAGCCAGACAUUUCUUGAUGGCAGACAUUUCUGACAUCAAGGAUUUUAGACGUGUGACCAAGGCAGAGCGCAUCUUUGCAGAAUCCAUGAGAGAAAAAAAAUCUCAAGUACAGGAAGAAAGGUGGACCAGGCUGGGUCUUCAGGGCUGAUUAAGGGGAAAUAUGAAAAAUGUUUGAGUGUGGUUAGCCAUAGUUGUUUUCUUUUUAAGAGGAGGAGGAAGUUGGGCUUGCAGUUCGGUGGUAGAGAGCUUACAUUGCUUGCAUACAUCCUGAGUUCCAUCCCUGAGAACAAAAGACCAAAAUAAACAAGAAACAGUGACAUUUUGAUCUUUGUCUUGUUAGAAGUGGAGAUCCAAUUGAGUUUGUACGUUUCGAGAGUUUGGUGAGUCUAGGGUGAAAUAUAAAUUUAGUAACCUGGUGAAAGCAUGCUUUUGGUGAAGGAAAUGGAACAGAUGGAUGGAUAGCAUGUUAGAGCCCAGAUUGGUUCCCUUGUAACCUCCACAGAGAAGAGAGAAAAAAGGAUAGGCCUCACCGAAACAACUUCUGCCUGAGUGAUUUGGAAAUAGGCUGAUUUCAGCAGGAAGGGAUGGUGUAGACAGCAGGCAACUGUGAGUUCUCUAAAGAAUUAAUCCCUUUGGGUUUAAUCAUUAGGCAAAUUUAGCUUCCUGGUUUCAAAAAGAGAAAACAUACCCACACACAAAAAAGAAAAACUAGGUCCCCUGGGAACAAGUAGCUUCCUCCUCUUAGGGCUGCUUGAAAGAAGUUCCUUUCCUACUCAGCGUGAAGCAGUCUGGGGAGGCAGCCAAGAGGCCAUGGGGUCCCAGGGAGGGAAGAUGUGCUUCUGGGGGUGAGAAGCUGAACACACUGGCUGCAGUGGCAGGCUUGGAAGACUGAGGGCUGAGAGUCAGCUUGUGAAUUCUGCAUCCACAGAAACAAAAGGGAGGGCUCCUGCAGCUGGGCCCCCUGUCUUCUGAUGCUUGCACUCACACUUACCAAGACCUAAGGGUACAAAGUAGAUCUCUCUCUCUCUCUCUCUCUCUCUCUCUCUCUCUCUCUCUCUCUCUCUCUCUCUCUCUCUCUCUCUUUUCCUCUCUCUCUGCUUCCCUGUGGGCAGAAUCAAGAAGAAAUGUGAAAGCCAGUUGAAAAAAGAACAAUCUAUAAAUAUGAAAUGAUUUCCUGCCAAGUGUUUGAUCAUGAACUGUAAACACAGGGAUGCCAUCCAGCUGAAGAGUCACCUGGAGCCAGUGUGAGCCAAAGAUCUGAAAUUUCAGCCACUCAAUUUCACGAAAAGGAACUGAGGGCUGGACCAGGAGCAUAUUCCGAAUCACUGAGUGCUGGGACAGUCAAAGUGCUGCCAUCGUUCACAGCAUUUCUUUUUCAGGCAUGAAAUAUGUCAUUUCUAGACACUUUGAUAUGCAUGCAAUUGACAUUAAAACUACUAGCAUAUUUAUGCUGUUCUUGAAAAUCAUUUUAUUACUUGAUGUGUGCACAUGUUUUCCCUGCAUGCAUGUAUGGUUACGGCAUGUGUGCCCUCGGACACCACAAGAGGGCAUCAGAUACCUGGAAUUCGGUUACAGAUGGUUGUGAACUACCAUAUGGUUGCUGGGAAUUGAACCCUGGUCCUUUGGGAAAGCAGCCAGUUUUCUUAACCACCAAGCCAUCUCUCCAGCCCCAGUAUAUGGGGAGUGUACAAGAUCAUAGAUUUCACUAUGAGACUUACACACACACACACACACACACACACACACACACACACACGCAUACCCUUUCCCAUGCCGUCCCCUCCAUCUUCUUGCCUGCCCCACCCCCAACCGCUUCCCAAAGCCCUUAGGACGUUUCAUUUAAUGAUUUUGUUUGUUAAAAAAAAAAAGUCACAGGAGCCUCUCUUCCUUCAAGUGUGAUUAAGUCACUCUGCUCUGGCUUUAAGGGACCAGGAAGGAAGCUGAGACACAACCCAUUGUUUACCUACUUGUGAGAAUCAUUUAACAUCUGGUAUUUUAUUUAGUUCUCACAGUAACCUUUGGAAGAGUGGAAUUAUCUAAUUUCACAGAUGAAGUAAACACAUAUUAAGAAACUUUUCUAGUGCUUAUGUGUCUACUAAAAAAUGGAAGGUCCAGGUUGGACCCAGUUUCCCCCAUACUAUUGUCUUUUUCUGCUUUAUGUCAGGGAGAUGGUUGUUUUAAAGUGAGAGUCUUUUAGCCCAAAUCCUUUGAGUGACUCCCAAUUCCUAAUGAAGUGGGUGGGAUUUGGCUCAGUUUGUGGUGUAGUUGUGUCUGAAAGUAAAAUAACCUUGAGAACUAAUAUUUAUUGAUCAUUUAUAAUAAACCAAAAAAAAUAUGGCCAAAAGGAGUGGGUUCUACUUAUAUGCUUGUUAUAAACCACAAAACAUAGUUUAUAGAAUUUCUAAGUCCUCUUUGAUUCAACAAAUGGUGCUUGGCCACUGCCUUGUUGACCAGGUAGCCAUUGGCCUCCUUUCUCUGUUUAAGGUACCGACAAUUGUUUGCCCAGUAGCCUAGAAAUUAGUGAUUUUGUUUGUGUAAGAGGCCAAGAUGCCUCUCUUCACUUAAGUAUGAUGAUGUCACACAGGUGACAGAGGUGACGUUGUGUCUGCCCCCCAGGGUGUGUGCAGUGGAGUUGAGGAAAGAGUUGUACCUGCGUCCAAUGCAGAGGACUCAAUGCACACGGAAAGUCUCAUUGUGAGUUAUUAAUGGCGGGACUCGUAACUGAGGAGAAAAGAGAUAAGAGGCAGAGGAGUACAUGAGUUGUGGAAGGCCAGCUAGUCAGACUUUGCAUUUGGUCUGGCAGGCUGGUCAGAUUUGCCUACAUGGGAAGAACUUGCUAAAAUAGAUAUGGGGAGACAAGAUGACCGCCACGUUCAUCAGUUGUGUCCCUGACAGAAGUUUUCUGCUGGAGCCACGCAGAUGUAGGCUGGAGAGAGGUACUGCCAGACCGUGAGCAUGUGAGCGUGUACUCCUGGCAAAGAAAGACAAUGCUCUUAGAUCUAAUGAGAGGUGACAGUGAGGAUAAUAUUGAAUGCUUAUUACACAUUUAUCCUAUCAAAUGGCCUUUAUUGUACAAUGUCUAUAGAAUGUCUAGAAUGCCCAUCUUUGACAAGUCAGCAAUGCACACUACUGACAGAAAGCCUGGCUGUCAUGGACCUACAUUUACAUGACAGAUAAAAUAGGUAAAUUCUUGGGCUAGUGUCACAGAAGAACAAAGAGAGCUAUGAGUCGGGAGAGCACUCGGAAGAGGACAUCACAUUUCUAAAGCUUGUUUCUCUGUGUGUCCUUUGUACUAAACCAGAAAGGUAAGAGAUGGGAGGAAGUGUCUGAAGAAUUUUAAAUGUAAACUAAUGUUCCUAGUCAGAACCACAGUACAAGGGCAGAGGGAAGACCAAUGCCAUAGGGACCAGCUGGUGGACAACCUCACCUCUAAAUAGAUCCUAUAAUCAUUAAUAUCAAGGAAAUCUGCUGGGGAAAAAAUAAUGUAGGGAAGAAAAUCAAAAUAUACCAUUUUCUCAUGCAUGUCUUCCCAGAGCUCAGAACCCAAGUGUAAGUCUAUCACAGAAUUGACAGGACCUCAUGAGGUUAGAUUUGACUAGAAAAAUGCAACCCUGCAUGGUUGGGGCUUCCCAUGCUGAGUGGUCAGUACAGUGAGGAAUUUAAUAAACAAUGAGAAUCAAUAGAAUUUUGUGAUAUGCUGUCGAAGUACAUAGGUAAAGUAAAUAAUGUCAAAGGAUUUCUUACCAGGAGUAAGUGUCACAGGCCUUUAAUUCCAGCACAUGGAAUGCAGAGGCCAGCCUGGUCUACAGAGUGAAUUCCAACAAGGCUAGUGUGACACAGAGAAUCCCUGUCCAAAAAAAGAAAGAAAAACAGAAAAAAAAUCUUUCAAACUUUCAACAUGUUACAGAGGUACAAAGCAUUGUAUUUUAUCUUAGUCUUGGAAUUUUUAUGGUAAUAUUGCAUGACGUUUGCUUGUGUUUUUGUGUUCUUUAAACAUUAAAAUUUUCCUUUUAAUUUUAUCUUACUGUUUUUAAAAUGUCUGUCUUUCUGUCUUCCUUUCUUCCUCCCUCCAUCUCUUUCUUUCUUCCUUCCUUCCUUUCUUCCUUUCUUUCUUUCUUUCUUUCUUUCUUUCUUUCUUUCUUUCUUUCUUUCUUUCUUUCUUUCUUAUUAAUUACUUAUGAGAUAAGCUGGCCUUAAAUUUAAAUAGCAGAAGAUGACACUGAACUGAUCCUCCUGCCUCUACCCCAGGCACUGGGACCACAGACAUGUACAUCCCACUGAGCAAGUUUUACAUUUUAUAAGAAAACAUGGUCUAAAACUGAUUGACAGUGUUCCCUAAAGUAUUAGUCCCUGGGAAAGCCAGGAACGUCUCUGUCUGGACUGUAGACAAUGCAGAAAGUGAAGGCAGGAUCGCUCAGUGCCAGCUCCUGCCCUCAGUGCUGGCUGGUGGUCACACACACAUGCUGUGUGUUCCUGACACCAUACACAAGGUAUACAGCCUCUGUUCACACAGGCUCACUGCUCUCUCUCCCCGGUACUUAGCCACUCUUGGCUCAUGGUCCUCUGCCUUCAAUUUUCUUUUUUCUAGUAGUCGUAGAAUGAAAGAAACUCUGAGUAGUGAGGUCCAAAAGCGGAGUAAGUUUUGGAUAUAAGGACACAGUGCUGUUUGAAAAGUUGUCAUACAUUGGAAGGAAACAUCCUAUUUCUGUUAUAUUUUCAGAGUCACAGUCACUCACAAGCGGGUCCCGUGUACCUUGCCAUGACACUUCUCAGACCUUUGGAAUGCUACUCCAUGUCACUGUCCUGUUUCUCUGUUCCAUGUUUUUGCAGUUGACACUUGCUGCUUUUGAGUCACAUCAGACACAGCCAACUUGGUCACCCACAGCUAAGAGGUGGGUGAGGGAAGCUCACACAGCUGAGCCAGUGCUGGAACCAAGCCUUCGAGGCAUUUCCCCUGAAAGCUUCAAGUUCCCUACAGCAUUCUGUGAUGUCACUUGGUGCCCUGAGGUGGCACCAAGAGUCACCCUUUUGUACCAUCUCUUGUUGUGGCUCUUUUUGGCCUCAUUUUUAAGAGGAACAGCUCUGGACCUGCCCAGGCCUUUGCUUCUUUUCCAUUUAAAACUCCCAGGGUCUGUUAAAGUCUCUUCAGAACACUGUGGUGUCCUGCACUGCAUCGCUUAGCCGAGUAAUAAAACGCCUUGCUAAGCUUUGAGAAUCUUGGGAGAGGUUCAUGGCCUAGGGUUAACCUCCAUACUUUACCACAUACUCACGAGUGUGCCUCAAGAAAGAAAGCCUUCCUGUGUCCUUCCCUGCUUUCAAUAUUUUUGGACCCAGCACCAUUCAGUGGCCUUUGAGCUGAGACCACCCUGUUCCCAUCUGAGGGAGGGAGCACUAGACAUCAGGUCACCUACAGGUAUGGGACUAGUUCCUGUUUCAGGACAACCUCAGGGGCCACCUUGGGUGCAGGUGAAUUAGAUAAAUUUGUAUUUUAUUUAGAACCUCUAAAACCAGUUUUGGUUUCAGGGUUUUUUGGGUUUUGGUUUUUUUUUGGUUUUUUUUUUUUUGGUUUUUUGAGACAGGGUUUCUCUGUGUAGCUCUGGUGUCUUGGACUCUGUGUAGACUAGGCUGGUCUUGAACUCACAGAGGUCUACCUGCUUAUUCCUCCCGAGUGCCUGGAGUAAAGGCAUGUGUCACCACACCUGACAUAACCAUGUCUUUUUAAGUGUAAAAGACUGUAGCUCAUGUGGAUACCGUGAUAAUGAAAAAAUAAAGAAAAAUAAAAACUGACCUAUCAUGGGAGAGUAAGGGUUAAGAUUUUUGUUUCAGUUUCCUUGGCUCUUAACAUGCCUUGUAACUUUUUUAUGGAAACAUAAUGUAUAUUAUAUUAAAACACUUUUGAACAAAAUUUAAUUAAAUAUUUUUAGUUAAUUAUAGUUCUUUUAGCAUUCUUAAACAUGUAUCAAAAUAUAUAGUGCCCCACAAAUAAGAACAAUUUUUAUGCUUUGUGUACUAUCAAUUAUUAUUAUUAAAAUUAUUAUUAAUUAUUUUUAUUUUACUCUUAGAAAUUGAACCCAGGACCUUGAGCAUUUGGAACACCACUGAGCACAUCCAGCCCUGAUAAAAUUAAUUAGAAAGUAGUUCUUAGAUCAGUCAAAGGAAAUACCCAAUUUAUUUAUCAAGGAGAUGACUCAGUGAAUAAAGUGUCCAGGCUAGAUUGAGAAACUGAGUCCCAGCAUUCCUGCAUCAAGAGUGGAGCAGAGACAGGAGAAUGGCCAGAAGUUCAUGCCAGCCAGCUUGUGGCCCCGAGAAAAAGGAGCAUGAGACUCCAACAGACCUAAGGUCAACAGAUACACACACACACACACACACACACACACACACACACACACACACACACACGACAGAAACAAAGACAAAAACAGAAAGAGAUUUAAAAAUUCCAGAACAAUAAACCAGGCAGUGGUGGCACAGGCCUUUAAUCCCUACACUUGGGUGGCAGAGGCAGGCAGAUCUGAGUUCAAAGACAUCCUGGUGUACAAAGUGAGUUCCAGGACAGCCAGGGCCACACAGAGAAACCUUGUCUCCAAAUUUUAAAAUAUAUAUAAAAAAGUAGUUUCUCCCCCAGGUUACAAACUGCUGGUAAAGUCCUGUUCACUACAUGAGUUGAUAAAUUAUCUGAACAAUCUCAAGGCUACAUUAUCAAAUGCACUUUCUUUAUUGUUUUUAUAAGCCCCAUCUAAUUGCAUGUUUUAUUUCAUAUAAACAACUAUGGGCAUAUUAGGAAUAAUGACUAUCAUUAAGCAUUAAUAGUGCUCCCCACUCUUAUCUCAAGCUAAAAGUGCAGAUGCUUGAGAAUUGUCUCAAGAAGAAUCAGUGAAAGUCUACUUCGUCCCCCCACCUUUCUUCCUCUCCCUCCCCUCCCCUUACAUUCAGCCCAGGGGUUUCAGAGCAGGCCAAGUAGCCCUGUGACCUUGGUAAUUGCAAGGCUAUUGGGUGUUGAGGGGCACAUGCUGUGCUAUAGAACUUUCCUUGUAGAAAUGCUUUUAGCUAAUAGUCUUUGUAAAAUUCCUUUCUUUAAAACUUGAUUUAAAAGUUUUCAGAUUGUGACCUAUUCUGUCAGAACAUAUUAAAGGCAUUAAUGGAGUAAGGGCCAGUUUUAGAAUUGUAGAAAACUGAGCAGAAAGCACAGAGUCCCUGUACAGCUCUCACCAAUCCUCCUCCCACUCACCAAAUUCCCGUAAGAGCAUCUAGGGGUUGGUUAGAGUUGAUGACAGUUCCGUCCAAUACAUUGUUACUGCAGGUCCACAGUUGUCACUUUUUUUGUUUGUUUGUUUGGUUUAGUUUUUUUGUUUUGUUUUUUGUUUUUUGUUUUUUGUUCUCCCCAUUCCCCAAGAAGGGUUUCUCUGUGUAAAAACCCUGGCUGUUCUAGAACUCACUCUGUAGACCAAGCAAGCCUCCAAUUCACAAAGCUCCACCUGCCUCUGCCUCCCGAGUGCUGGGAUUGAAGACGUGCACUACACGUCCAGCAUGACAUUGGCACUUUUCAUGUUAUAUGUUCGUUCUCACUGUUCUUGUUAUAUAUUCUAUGGAUUUUGAAAAAUACAUAAUAAAAUGUUUCCACCAUAAACUUCAUGAAAUAGAGUCAGUAAAACAUCCCAGUUGGACUGCUCAUCCCUUCCUCCUCUCAGCCCCUUGACAAACACUGACCCUGUUUUUCAGUCUCUGUUCUCUGCCUUUUCCCAACUGUCAUGUGGUUGGAGUACACAUUGGGGAGCCAUCUCUCAUGGGUUUAUUUCCUUAGUAAUAAGCAGUAACUGCACCUCCGUGGAUAUCUUGGUUGCUUCUACAUUGUUGUCGAUUAUGAAUAAAGGUACUAUUAACAUCCCUGCGCAGAUUCUUCAGCGUUCUAGCAUAACUACCAAGGAGUGGGAUUGUUGGACCACACAGUAAGAAAACCCUUAAAACCAUGGGUUGUUCUCUAUGUUGUUCUCAGCAGUGAGACAAUCCUGCUGCUCCUCAUCCGCCCAGACAACGGGUGGUGUUGGUAUUUUAUGAGCUAGCCGGUUUCAUACAUUCAUGGAUGUCUCAUUAUUGUUUUAAUUUACAGUUCCUCAUUACAUAAUGUGGGGUAUCUUUUCAUGGCCACCUGUAUGCCUCUUUAUUUUUUAGUCUCACUUUUUGAAGAGGGCAUCAGAUCCCAUUACAGAUGGUUGUGAGCCACCAUGUGGUUGCUGGGAUUUGAACUCAGGACCUCUGGAAGAAGAGUCAGUGCUCUUAACCACUGAGCCACCUUUCCAGCCCCUUUUUAUUACCAAGGGGAACUCUUGAAACUUAGAGAACGACUCGUGGAAAUCGGUUUUCUCCCUUCCACCAUAUAGUAUCAAAGGACCAAGUUCAAGUCUUCAGGCUUGGACACAUGUGCUUUUGCUCACUGAAGUGCCUUGCUGGCCCCUAGCCCCUGUAGACUUUUGGAGUUUUUUUGGGUUUUGUUGUUGUUAUUGUUGUUGUUGUUGUUGUUGCUGUUGUUUUUAGGUAAGGUGUUUGCUAAAUACUUUCAUACAUUUUUAAUAUAUUUAAUAUAUUUUUAAUAAUGGGUUACUUGUUUUCUCAGUAUUGAUUUUUUUAAGAGUUCCUUUUAUAAUUUGAUUGCCAGCCUUUUACUAAAAAAGAACUUUUAAAAAGAUUUUUUUUUUCCUGUUGUGGCUCAGCUUUCUUUUCCUUGUUUCUUUGAUGUUUCUUUUUUUGAGAUAGGAUCUUACCAAGUUGCCCUGGAGCUCUAAGUAAACCAGACUGGCCUGGAAGUCCCAGGGAUCCAGCUGGAGCUGCCUUCCGAGUGCUAGGCUUAAAGAUAUGCACCGCCCUGCUUCUCCAUCCUUCGCUUUCUUUAAUGCUGACUUUUGCAGAGCAGAAGAUUUUAAUUUUAAUAAACUUCAACCAUUUUUCUUUUGGAUCUUAAAAUUCAGCACCAGCCCAUGUCCUCCUGUAUUCUUUUUUUUUCUGUAUUAUCUUCUAGUUUUGCAUUUUACUUUAGAUCUGUGAUUGAGACUGGAGUAAGGCUUGGGUCUGGGUCAUUAUCCUCGUCAACCCCAUUAUGAUGUUCUGUUGCUCUAUACUGAUUGUUGACAAGAUACCCUCUGUUUACCGCCGAACCACCUUUAUUCCUCUGCCAGAGACUGGCUGGUUACGUGUGUGUGAUUCCAUUUCUGUGUACUAUGUCAUUUUAAAUGAGUUUUUAGUUUCUUUUAGUGAAAAUGAAAUCUGAGUUGCUAAUCUUGGUUUGGCUGUGGGGACCUUUGGCUGUGCUGUGAGGGGAAAUAGAUACACUGAGUCAUUCAUAGGCCCGUUGGGUCACUCAUACUGUUCUAUCAUUAGCCCCUGAGACUCUUUAUACUAAGACCACAGGCAGGCUGGCAGUAUUGUUACUGAACAUUUCAAAAUCCAUUUCAGCCUUCAUUAGGCCUACUGAUCUUGAAGAUGAGCUCUCUGUCAGAGUGUCAGACAUCUGUUUAGACGGGUCCUCUCAUCAUGCUUCUUCUAUAUUAAACUCAUCGUUUACUGAAGAACAAGAGAACAUAUUUGUUCUGUGCAGUCUAUAACAUGAAUGUUAAUACUUGAGGGUUUCUGUCAAUCAGUAAAAUGGCAGCAUUCAGUCAGGCAGGUUUCAUCGAAGGACAUCACGCAAUGUCAAGAGACAUUUGUGGUCAUCACAAACGGUCGUGGCGUGGGGGGGGGGGGGGGAUGGAGAACUUCAGUAAGUAAGAGCCAGGCCUGCUACAGAAGAUCCUGCACUGUACAGGACUGCCUCCUCUUCAGCUAUUGUCCUGCUUGAACUGUUCGGAUUACAGAGGCUGAGAAGCACUGCCUUCCUCGUUAGGUUGGCCUCUAGAUGAGUAUGAGUUGUAUGGAUUUGCUGUCCACACCUAACAACUGUGCAAACACGGGCACAUCCAAAGUAACACCAAGUCAUCUUUCAGUUUCCCUAUUUCCUGCUCUCAUCUGUUACAUCCAUUUUGUGUUGGGGUUUAACUAUUUAUGUGAGACAGAGUCAACCAUUGUGUAUGUUUCUAAACAUAGAUGGCUGGACUGUUGGUCAUAAAGUCUGAGUCCAGAAAGAAAGCUGAUGCUUUACUGGUGCAUCUUGGUUUGUUGUGUGAUUCUGGUCCUGCCUUUAAUUUCCCCCUUAAGACCUUCAGUUGGCUCAUUUCCCUGUGCAUAUAUGUUUUCAUGAGCUCAUCCUCUCUUCAUAUUGUUCCUUUUUGUUAAAAGAAACAAAAUUUUAAAAAAUCCUCGGUUUCAGUCAUCCACUGUUGUCUUCCUCAGUGAGAUUGCCAGGGAGAGUUCUGCAAGUGGGAAAGUCAAAUGGGAGGGGCUGCUUCCUGUAUGCUGACCUGGGACCAUCAGUCAGAACUGGGAGAGGUCUGUUGGUAGCUGGGCUCUGUCAUAUGCCGUCCUCUACCUGCUUCUGUGCAGCUACACCAGGUUUUUCUCUCUCCUCAGCUCAUUCCAGGCAGGAAGCUUUUGCUUGACAACUUAUUUUUGCUAUGGUCCCUCUGAAAUUCCCCAUUGGACCCUCUCAGUCUUCCAGAGCACACUUGGGCUCAUUGCCGGCAUGGCCAGAGAUUUUUCUAGAAAACUAGUAACAAAUCGUCACAACUGAAUUUCAUUUCCUUUUAAAUUCUCAGCAAGGCCGACAGCUCCAGCUGUACUCAUCUAUCCCAAAUUAUUCAGUCCUAUAGACUACCAGAGCUGCAGGCCAGAAAAUCCAUAGUAGCUUUGUGCAGUCUCAUUCAAAUUAUUUGAUUAAAGAUUUAAUAUAUUUCCAUUUAGUAGGUUAUACAUAAAAUAUAUAGUGAUCUAUAUAGAAUGAGUAUAGAUCGUUAUGUAACUUGUACGUAGUAUAUAUAAUAAAUAUAUAACAUAGAUGCUGUGUAUAUUGUUUAUAUACACAUACUUUAUGUUCACAUAGAAUUUGGAAAGACAAAAUUCAAAACUUAUUAUACAGGUUUCAGUGAUUAAAAUCAGAUCAUUAAGCUUUUCAACAAGCAUAUGUACUUGCUGGGCCAUAGUACUGGAUCCACCCUGCUGCCACCCCUGCUGCUGCUGCUUCUCCUCCUUCUCCUUCUCCUCCUCCUCAUUCUCCUUCUUCAUAAAAGAUUUUUAUUCAUUCUUUGAGCAUUUCACACAUGUCUCCAGUGUAUCUUGGUCACAGUCAUCCUCUGCUCUUUCCCCUAACUCCUUUUCUAUAUCCUCCCCAAUUUCCUGACCUUCGUUUUUUUCUUUUGAAUAAUCCAAUGAGUUCAGUUCAUGCUACCCACAUAUACCCACAAAGUUCGGUUGACCCAGGAGCCACACCCUUAAUAAAAGAUCCUUCCUGACCCCAGAAGCCAUCAUCUGCCAACAGCUCUUCAGUUAAGGUGGUAGCUUGUGAACCUUCCCCUCUCCGUAUAGUGAGGCUGGCUGGCUUGAUCUUGUGUGGGACUUGAGCGGACACCCAUAGUGGCUAUGCACCCAUGAGUGUGUGGUCCUAUCAUGUCCAGAAGACAGUGUGGCUCUGGUGCUUCCUGUCCUCUGCUCUUAGACUCUUUCUAUCUCAUCUUCCAUAGAGGGUGCUGAGCACUGGGGAAGGAAUGUGAUACAAAUGUGUUCUUUGUGUUGAGCAGUCCACAGCCUAACUUGAGUUUUACAGUUACUUUUGCCAGAACUUCAAAUGGGCAUGUCCACAGGAAUACAUAUUUUAGCAGUGAAAAAAAUAAAAUUUGAAUUUUCAGAAUGUUGGAAGGAAACUGGGCUGAAGAAGGAAGUGAACCAAAAUUCCCAACACAUACAACAUGCUGAAACUUGGGUCCGUAGGAGGAGAUGCCUUUAAUCCCAGCACUCGGGAGGCAGAAGCAGGCAGAUUUCUGAGAUCAAGUCCAGCCUGAUCUACAGAGCAAGUUCCAAGACAGCCAAAGAAACGCUGUCUUCUGUCUUGGGGUGGGGGAGGGGAGAGUAAGUAUUCACUGGUGUGAAAGGUCAGCUCUAUCCUGAGAUGUGGAAGGAAGUGAGGGUGAGAGGAGGAACAGGAAGGAGAAGCAAAAGCCUACAGCGGCAUAUGAGAUACAGUAAGCAUACAGCCCUAAAGUGAGAGCCUUAUCACCCUGAGAGCAAAUGAUCACAGGUCCCACGCACGAUGUGAGACUGGAUACAGCAAGAAACAGGCCAGCAAUUUAUCGAAGUAUGCAGAUCUCACACAAAUACUUAAACUACAAUUGCUGCUAAAAAUCAUUAAUAAAGGACUAACAAGGUUUAAUAAUCCUCAACUUCUAAAAACAUGGGACGCUCUGAGCCAGAUGUGGUGGUGCACACCUACCACCCCACACUUGGGAAGCAGUGCCUGGGCUACAUAGUGGGCCCUGCAUUAACCUCCACCCAAGAGACACCCCAUAAUAAACCUCAUAGAAAUAUUCAAGGAGACAUGGCUCCGCAGUUAGACCAUGACUCACUUCUGCAGAGGACCUGAGUUCAAUUCACAGCAGCCAUGUUGUGUGGGCUCACAAACUGCUUUUAACUCAAGUCCCAGGAAUAUCCAUUCCUUCUGGCUUCUGUAGGCACAUACACACACACAUGUACACACCUACACACAGACACACACACACUCAUAUACAUAUCGAAUUAAAAAAAUAGACAAGAGCUUUUGAAAACCGGUUAAAAUUGAUAAGAAUAACAUUCUCAAGCUAUUAAAAUAACAACAACUCUCUUGCAUCUAAUAUGAAAGUGCCUAAAACUUACAGUUGAAAAUAGCAGGCAUUGACGGGUCAUCUUAUAAACCAAAGUCCUAGGAGAACUGAGUUUUAUUGAAAUGAAGUGUGAGAACUGGUUGGCAUUUCUAUAAUCAGUGGCCAGUUGUCUGGCAAGUAAUUUCUGUGUGAUACUGGAAAUAGACCCCAUAAUAAAUGUUCUUUUACACUGAACAUUGUGUAAUGCACCCCUCUAAGUAAUUUUCCUAGAAAUAAUUUAUUUGUUAUUAAGUGUUAAUGUCUGGCUAAGAGAGGCCCACACUAUAGAAGACUUUGCUACAUUGGCUAAUCUGACCAUGGCUGCCUCCUGCCCUGCCCAAAAUUCACUUUAAGCUGAAGAAACGAGAGGCUGGAGAAAGUGGAUUCCUUUAAGUGACUUAAGCUGGAUUUAGAAGUCUUACUCACUACCCUUUCAUUUCUUUGCUCACUCCUGUGAUGAUUGUCUGGUGUCCCCUCUGGCCUCCAGAAUGGAUAGCUUUUUCUUCAGAACGUUCAUUCUUGAAUGCCUUCUAGCAACUCCAGUGAAGCCGUGUUCCCAGAGAUGCAUUAAAGGUUCUGAUAGGCAAAGAAGUUGCGGCAUUCGUGUGCUGUAGUUUCAGCAUCAGCGAGCUUCACAUGCUCCUGUAGUCUGUCCACGGCAUAGCUAAGUGGGCAGUUCUGGAUCUAUGGCUCUGUGUGAGUGCUGGGACACAGAAUAAAGACAUGAUUUCAAAUUCAGUAGACUGGAUCGAAGAUCUGACUUAGGUCUAAAAAAAACCUAAAUUUUAAAGAAGGCAUCAAGCAUGUAGAACCUCUAUCAGUUGCAUUAUUUUGGGAUUAAAAGGAAACAGAAAUAAAGAGGGAAGAAACCUGAAAAUGGCAGUGCCCAGCUAAAAUGUAAUUCCAGCAUUUGGAAAGUAGAGUCCUGAAGGUCAGUCACAACCUUCCUUCUCCCCCAGUAUGCCAGCUCUAAUGAUACAGGCUUAUAAUCUCUCUCUCUCUCUCUCUCUCUCUCUCUCUCUCUCUCUCUCUCUCCCUCCCUCCCUCCCUCCCUCCCUCCUUCCCCUCCCCCCCUUCUCUCUCUCUCACACACACACCCACCCAUAGUUCUCACUCUGAAAAUAAAAGAUUAUCCUAGAACCAAAUUUGGGUGACCGUGGCCCAGAAACACAGAUUCAGGUUAACCCAAAUUCAAAAUUUUAAUGUGGAAGCAGUUUCAUGAAAUUGUACCUCAUUGCACCUCUCUGUGUACAUCACAAGUUAGAGCAAGAUGUAGGAAGCUUUCCAAUAGGUCUGAGACACUGUCUGAUGACGGCCAUAGCUUUGGGAGUUGAUGAGUAGUCUGCUAAGUGAAUAAAUUAUGAAAGGUUUUUACCUAUUACCCAAAGGUCCUUAGUUCUGAUACAAAGGUGGUGAAGGAAUGACUGGUCCAGGUGCUAAAGCUGGUGGGAGAUAGGACAAGCUUCUGGAUCUGCACCAUUCCAACCUCCCGACCGCCUGCGGCUCUAAUCAGUCGAUCAAUCUCAGCAGACGCAGCUUAUUUCCUGGAAUUCUCACCCAACACCAGCUACUCUGGAGGACUGUAAGUUCACAGUCAGCUUUCAUUCCAGAGUUCAAGGCCACCCAGGACAAUUCAGUGAGACACUAUCUCAAAAUACAAAGUAAAGGGUAUCAAAGGACACAGGGUUCUCGUGCUCACACACAGCACCAGAGAAACCAGAGUUAUUAAACACGCAGGCAGUUUCAUUCAAUGAAAGAAGCUGUCACGUGAUAUCCAUCCAGAAGGCUGGGAAUGGAUUCGUUAAUACCGGUUGAUCUUUGCUAUUCUGUAAGGCCAGCCUUCACUGAAUCCCUCAGAAUCCUGAGCUUUGUUUCCUGGUCAAUUGAAUCCAUUCUUAGACUAUACAAACCCUUCCUCCCCAUGCCCAGACUCUGGAGCAAUUUCUCAAUCAAUCCAAGCCAUCCUCACGGAAAAGGUCACAGGUGCUCUCUGCUACAGAGUGGUACCUUGUUGGGAUAAUUGUCAGAUGGAAACUUCUUUUUCUAAAGUUUUGCUGCAUUUAAAGGUGUUUUAAAAAACCUCUAAGAGUCAGACUCCAGAAGUUUUGGCCGGGCAGCAGCUAAGUUGAGAUGAACCCAGAUUUCAUUCUUACCUCACCUGGAUUGUUUCCCUGUUGGCUGUGACACUUGCAGCCCCUCUUCCACUCCCGCUCCCCAAAAAAGGAGGAUUGAAGAUGAAGCUAGGGUUACAGUGUUUUCUUGGCAUACUUGAAGCUUGAAACCCUUGGAACUACUGAAACUAAUUAAGCUAGAAGUAAGCUUCACUGAGUCAAUGUCUCAUUUUAAGGUAGGGACAUUUAAAAUAUAUUUGAUUUCUUAUUUUCGGUUUUUGUUAUAUGGUUUGAUUUUUAUACAUGUGUACAGGUGCCCUUAGGUGCCAGAAGCCAGGGUGGAUUCCUGGAGCUUCAGUUACAGGAGAUUGUGUGCUGUCUGACGUGGGCAUUAGGAAUUAAACCAGAACCCUCUCCCUGAGCACCAAGUACAAUUAACUGCUGAGUCAUUUUUCCAUAUCCCUUAGGAGGGGGGGCUUUUUUUUUUUUAUUAACUUGAGUAUUUCUUAUAUACAUUUCGAGUGUUAUUCCCUUUCCCGGUUUCCGGGCAAACAUCCCCCUAAUCCCUCCCCCUCCCCUUCUUUAUGGGUGUUCCCCUCCCCAUCCUCCCCCCAUUGCCGCCCUCCCCCCAACAAUCUAGUUCACUGGGGGUUCAGUCUUAGCAGGACCCAGGGCUUCCCCUUCCACUGGUGAUCUUACUAGGAUAUUCAUUGCUACCUAUGAGGUCAGAGUCCACAGUCAGUCCAUGUAUAGUCUUUAGGUAGUGGCUUAGUCCCUAGAAGCUCUGGUUGCUUGGCAUUAUUGUACAUAUGGGGUCUUCAAGCUCUUUCAGUUCUUUCUCUGAUUCCUUCAACGGGGGUCCUAUUCUCAGUUCAGUGGUUUGCUGCUGGCAUUCGCCUCUGUAUUUGCUGUAUUCUGGCUGUGUCUCUCAGGAGCGAUCUACAUCCGGCUCCUGUCGGUCUGCACUUCUUUGCUUCAUCCAUCUUGUCUAAUUGGGUGGCUGUAUAUGUGUGGGCCACAUGUGGGGCAGGCUCUGAAUGGGUGUUCCUUCUGUCUCUGUUUUAAUCUUUGCCUCUCUAUUCCCUGCCACGGGUAUUCUUAUUCCCCUUUUAAAGAAGGAGUGAAGCAUUCACAUUUUGAUCAUCCGUCUUGAGUUUCAUGUGUUCUAGGCAUCUAGGGUAAUUCAAGCAUUUGGGCUAAUAGCCACUUAUCAAUGAGUGCAUACCAUGUGUGUUUUUCUAUGAUUGGGUUACCUCACUCAGGAUGAUAUUUUCCAGUUCCAACCAUUUGCCUACGAAUUUCAUAAAGGCAUUGUUUUUGAUAGCUGAGUAAUAUUCCAUUGUGUAGAUGUACCACAUAUUCUGUAUCCAUUUCCAUUCCUCUGUUGAAGGGCAUCUGGGUUCUUUCCAGCUUCUGGCUAUUAUAAAUAAGGCUGCAAUGAGGAGGGGGGCAUUUUUAAAGUCAAGUUCUCCUUCUGAAAGUUCUAACCAAAGAAGUGCACCAUUUUAAAGUAUCAAAUUCUUGAGGCUGACGAAAUGACACAGCAGUUAAGAGAGGCUCCCAGCAUCCAUGUUGAGUUGCCUCUGACUCCCUAUAACUCAGCUUUAGGGUAUCUGACCCCCUCUGCUGGCCUCUGAAGGCACUGCGCUCAUAUCCACGUGACCUAUACACACACACACACACACACACACACACACACACACACACACACACACACACACACACUAAAGUCUCCUGUUCAGUAUGUUUUCAUAUACUUUUCACAGUGCACACCAUCACAUCACCACUGCCUAAUUCUGGAGCCAUUGAGUUUUGUGUGUAGCUCUCUGCAGGACUUUAUACACUGCAGUUCAGCCCCAGGAAAACCUACAUUUUGUGUGUAUGUUCUUUCCUCGGCCCUCUGAAUAGCAGUCAGUGGGGUAAGCUUCUCAAUUUGUCAGGAGUCUCUUUCGGUGGAACUCGGCUGUUUUCAGAUGAUUCCGUCUCUUUAGGACAGCAGCCUAGUCCUUUAGGCUUCUUCGCAUUGCUUGCCAAUCUGACACUGGGGUAGGGUGGUUCUCACACUGUCUGGGGAAGAAGUCUCAUUCAGAUUCUUACUGAGUUGGUCUUGGGCACGGAAGGCUAUUGAGAGUUUACUGAGAACUGCUGAUUUGGGGGAAGUCGUAUACAUACCGAAGACCUCUGGAUUCCCCUGAAAUACUUCCACAGACUCAGUGAGGAAAAAUAAAAAUAGACUUUUGUCUUGACAUCCUUUGUCUUGACAUGAGGAAAGAAACAGCAACUACUUCAAACUGCGUUACCUCACUUCUAUAUGUAAGAUGUACACCCCAGUACAUAUCAGAGAUUCUUAAAACAAAUUCCUCUCUCAUGACCCCUUUCCCAACUAACCACUAACAGAAGCAGUGUGUGGCAUAAUCCUGUGAUUCCAGUGCUGAGAGAUUAAGGAAAGCCUGGUGUGGUGGCACAUGCCUAUAAAUAACCCCAGCACUGGGAGGUAGAAGCAGGCAGAUCUCCGUGAGUUCAAAACCAGCCCGGUCUACAGAGUGAGUUCCAGGACAGUCACGGCUACGUACUGAGACCUUGUCUUAAAAAAAGAAGCAAGCAAAAAAAAAAAAAAAAUAGACACAGAGACAGAGACAAAAAGACAGAGAGAGGGAGAAAGAGACCCACAGCAGAGACAGAGAGAGAGUGCGAGCUAGAAAGAGAGCGAGAUGGGGGUGGGGGGGGGUGGUUAAGGGAGAAGAAUUGAAAAUUUGAGGCCAGCCUGGACUAAACAGUGAAACCUUGUCUUAGAAGAACCAAAGGACACCGUGUAAUGUGGCUGUGGGCCGUGCAAAUGCAGGCUGUAUCCCAACCAGCCGCUCUUUCUUCUAUUCCUUCUCUUCUCACUUUUUGUAAGUUCCAACUGCCUCUCUUCUCACCUCAGUCCCCUUACCAACACUAUGGCUCACCCAGACCCCUCCGCCCCCACCCAGCCCAUCUUGGUUCCUACUUAUCCAUCACCUAUGACACUUAAGCCCUGGGGAGGGUCUGAUGUUGCAAUUGGACAAACAGAAGUCCAGUCAGCUAUCUGGAUGGACUCUAGGUCUGAAGGAGGAGCCUCCUCUUUCUCUCUUCACUUCCUGUCAUGGGAGCUGGAAGGCAGCUAAGAAAGGGAUUUUGAGACUGUCCAAGGGCUCCUCUUUCUGCUUCUGUGGACGGUUCUCAGGAAACACAAAUGUUCUCAGUAUCCAUGUAGCAUCCCCAUCAGCAGAGCAGUACCGACUGACAGUUACUUCACAGCCCCAAAUCACCCAUCGAGACCACAGGAAAUAUGGGAUGUAUUAAAUCAAAAAGGAAAGACAAUCUGAAUGACGAUGGAGUAGAUAUGAAGACUCAACCAGUACGUAAUACUGACCGAACUAUUUAUGUGAGAGAUCCAACGUCCAAUAAACAGCAAAGGCCAGUUCCUGAAUCUCAACUUUUACCAGGACAGAGAUUUCAAGCAAAAGAUCCAGAGGAGCAAGGGGACAUUGUGGUGGCCUUGUAUCCCUAUGAUGGCAUCCACCCAGACGACUUGUCUUUCAAGAAAGGAGAAAAGAUGAAAGUUCUGGAAGAGCACGGGGAGUGGUGGAAAGCUAAGUCCCUUUCAUCAAAGAGAGAAGGCUUCAUCCCCAGCAACUACGUGGCCAAGGUCAACACCUUAGAAACCGAAGAGUGGUUCUUCAAGGACAUAACAAGGAAAGAUGCAGAACGACAGCUUCUGGCACCAGGGAACAGUGCCGGGGCUUUCCUGAUCAGAGAAAGUGAAACUUUAAAGGGAAGCUUCUCUCUUUCCGUCAGAGAUUACGACCCUAUGCAUGGCGACGUCAUUAAGCACUACAAAAUCAGAAGCCUGGACAAUGGUGGUUAUUACAUCUCUCCGAGGAUCACUUUUCCCUGUAUCAGUGACAUGAUUAAGCAUUACCAAAAGCAGUCUGAUGGUCUAUGCAGAAGACUGGAGAAGGCAUGCAUCAGUCCCAAACCACAGAAGCCAUGGGAUAAAGAUGCUUGGGAGAUCCCCCGGGAGUCCAUUAAGCUGGUGAAAAAACUCGGCGCAGGGCAGUUCGGGGAAGUCUGGAUGGGUUACUAUAACAACAGCACAAAAGUGGCUGUAAAGACCCUCAAGCCUGGCACCAUGUCUGCUCAAGCAUUCCUGGAAGAGGCCAACCUCAUGAAGACCUUGCAGCAUGACAAGCUAGUGCGGCUGUAUGCCGUGGUCACCAAGGAGGAGCCCAUCUACAUCAUUACCGAGUUCAUGGCCAAGGGUAGCUUGCUGGAUUUCCUCAAGAGUGACGAAGGCAGCAAGGUUCUGCUCCCGAAACUCAUUGACUUUUCAGCUCAGAUUGCAGAAGGCAUGGCGUACAUCGAGCGGAAGAACUACAUCCACCGCGAUCUGCGAGCUGCCAACGUGCUGGUCUCUGAGUCUCUCAUGUGCAAGAUUGCAGACUUUGGCCUCGCGAGAGUAAUCGAAGAUAAUGAAUACACAGCGAGGGAAGGUGCCAAGUUCCCUAUCAAGUGGACGGCUCCAGAGGCCAUCAACUUCGGCUGCUUCACUAUCAAGUCUGACGUGUGGUCCUUCGGAAUUCUCCUGUACGAGAUCGUCACCUAUGGGAAGAUUCCCUACCCAGGGAGAACUAACGCAGAUGUGAUGACCGCACUGUCACAGGGGUACCGAAUGCCACGAAUGGAGAACUGUCCAGAUGAGCUCUAUGACAUCAUGAAAAUGUGCUGGAAGGAAUCAGCAGAGGAGAGGCCAACCUUUGACUACUUACAGAGUGUACUGGAUGACUUCUACACUGCCACGGAAGGGCAGUAUCAGCAGCAGCCAUAGUGGGCAUGGAGACCAGCCCACUGGAGCUCAUAGGAAAAGCAGCCGUGGCGGAGAAUACCAGGACCCUCUGUGUUCCUGGUUCCUGUGGACAGGAUGCAUUAACUCAGGAAGAACAUCCUGGACAGAGGAUGCUGUUUCAUACAUGGGUGGCCACUGCUCAGUGGGACCACGGUCAGAAUACAAACACCCCCUCUCUCCAAUAAGCACACUGGCUCUACGUGGGCCAAGUGACUCAGGUUCAGAGACUUGCAACAAAUUCCCAGAUGCAACAAGAACUAAACUCACUUAGCGAAAGUAAACCCCGUGCACAGCAGAUGCUCCCUUACCUUCUCAGUGCUUUGGCUUACUUUCUUAAAAACUACUAAUCCAGCCUGUUGAAUUUUACAGGCGAAGGCCACGAGCUUUAAAACAUCUUCUCUAAAUUCGAAUGGUUUUUUUUUUUUUUUUGGCUUGGGAAGUUUGAUUCCUCCUCACCUCCCACCUCACCCCCCAGAAAAUGAGACGAUUAAACAUUUUCCUUUGCGGUAAGAUCACUGGACCUAAGGCAGCACUCACUCCCCCUGCAGGAGCGCUGUGCGUGGGUGGGCACGCAGAAGGACCUUUGCUGAACUGGAGCCCUUUGGACAGAAAAGCCUCAAGUUCUGCCCUGUAGAGGAAUGUUUGUAAUGGUCCAGGUAUUUCAGUCACAGGUUUCUCUCAAGGCUUUCCUGAUGGUGUCCUUUGGGAGAAACGUAAGCGUCUCUCCUAGUCUGUCAGGACUUUAUGAGACCCUCCAAAAAUACAAAGCAUUUCUCUCAUUGCCUCAAAUGACUUGAACAUUUUAUAAAUCAUAUAGUAUAGUCGUACUCUAAGGAAGUUAAAAUGCCAUGUUGGGGGCUAUUUUUGUGACUCAGUAAUCUUUUCUAAAUUGUGUGGGAGACUAUUUACACGUGAAGGUAGGAAGCAGGCAAUCAUGGAGAAGCCUCUGGUGACCAGAGCAGUUUCGUUACCUGGGUUUUUCCCCUGUAAACUCCCAUUAGAAACUGCUGUGUCUGUCCCUUUCACUGGUGUUACUGUGUACAUACCUAAUAUUUCUAUUUUUGAUUUUAUUUUAAUACACCCAAUAACAUCUUGA
This is a messenger RNA of Rattus norvegicus (Norway rat), 22395 nucleotides long. RefSeq names its product LYN proto-oncogene, Src family tyrosine kinase (gene Lyn). Gene Ontology annotation, biological process: negative regulation of B cell receptor signaling pathway; C-X-C chemokine receptor CXCR4 signaling pathway; DNA damage response. Gene Ontology annotation, cellular component: cytoplasmic side of plasma membrane; postsynaptic specialization, intracellular component; membrane. Gene Ontology annotation, molecular function: ephrin receptor binding; signaling receptor activator activity; protein kinase activity. Lineage: Eukaryota; Metazoa; Chordata; Mammalia; Rodentia; Muridae. The record is from RefSeq and is a predicted model, not a curated record.